UUUGUUUAUCCGUCAAAUAUCAAAAACAUAACCGCACUUUCGAGCGCGAAACAAAAUUUUUUAUUUUAACUAGUCUAACUACAAAAUGUCUUCAGAUCUUAAACGGAAACUAAGCACGGAAAGCUCGGACGAGCGCAACAAAAAAAGGAGCGUGCAGAUUUCGGAAGAAAAGAUUGCGAAGUUGGUUAAUGCGGUGCUCGAAGGACCUCUAGGAAAUCUAGUGAUAAUUUUGCAAGACGAGGGAGAAAACCCUUACGUGACACUACAAAACGCGUUGGCGUAUUUAAAUAUAAGUUUGACGGUCACGAGAGACGAUACUGACAGAGAAAAUUUUGAUCUGAGAAUUAACGGAGUUGAAUAUGCUAGAGGUUCACAUCAGAAUGUCCAACUCGCAAAACGGGCUCUCGCUGAACAAACCCUGGAAAAACUGAGAGAUGUUUGUUUUUUCAUAGAAAAGAAGGGUUGUUACGUAAACGUAACCAAAGAAAAUCUACAAGCAUCGACAAGUAGUGUGGGUACUCAACAAAGUCUGAGUAAUGUGGACAGCAUUGCUCAGAAGAUUAUGAUGAAAAUGGGCUGGACUGGUGGUGGCCUUGGUGCCCAUGGCCAAGGCACUAAAGACUCCGUCAUACUAUGUGAAAACAUAAACCGACAAGGUCUUGGGACCACAAACAUUACAAAAGAAAUUACAAAAAUUCUUGACAAUUUUUCAAAGUCUUCGGACUUGCUCACUUUGGUUUUUAACUCAGACUUUACCAAAGAAGAACGGGCUUUAAUACAUCGGAUCGCCAGAAAGUACAAUUUAAAGUCGAAAAGCACGGGGUCUGAGUCGAGAAAGCUGUCAGUUUCUAAAAAAAUAACAAGGAUUGAUAUCGUCCGAGAGUUACUCAAAAUAGGGGGUGAAGACGGCUUGUACAAGUUACACAUACCCAAGAAUUUUGAGAAUUUGUGGUUUUAAAACGAACCAAUUGUUGAUUGUGUUGUGGAAAAGCGGAGUUCAACUGAAUAAAAUCUAUUUAAUUAAAAA
This is a messenger RNA of Zophobas morio, 1027 nucleotides long. RefSeq names its product NF-kappa-B-repressing factor-like. NCBI's taxonomy places the organism in Eukaryota, Metazoa, Arthropoda, Insecta, Coleoptera, Tenebrionidae. Gene Ontology annotation, molecular function: nucleic acid binding. The transcript has 4 exons. Bases 86 to 958 code for a protein of 290 amino acids. The record is from RefSeq and is a predicted model, not a curated record.